AUGACGCCUGACGAGACUGUUUUUGUUGCUGUCAGGCUACGGCCAUUCGUGGGCUAUGAAGCAAAGCAGCCGUGCUUUGCGGCUUCCAGGAAUGUCAUCUCUGUCCCUGGCCAGAAGAAGAAGACCGAAUUUGCAUUCGACUGUGUGAUGGACAGCACGGAUGCAUCCAAGGCAAGCUACGUAUCCCAAGAGAGAUGUUACGACAUGAUUGGGCGCCGAAUGGUGCAACAGUCUAUGUCAGGAUACCACGCGUGCUUGUUUUGCUAUGGACAAACCGGUAGUGGGAAGACAUACUCUUUCGUUGGCAAGAACAAGGAGGCUGAGAAAGGCUUGCUGCCUCGGAUAUUGAGCGACUUGCUGAACCAGAAUGAAUCACUUCGGAGCUCGGGACAGGUGCACUGCCGCGCACAAAUUCUGGAAGUGUACAACGAGAAGUUGCGCGACUUGCUGAAUGAUGCUUCUGCCAAAGCUCCCGAGAUUCACGUGCACCCGAGGGUGGGCGUGUAUGUUGAUGGAGCUGUUGAUGCGCCAGUUGAUACCUUGGAGCAACUUCAGACAUUGCUGGAUACUGGGUUGGCGAGGGCAAGUGUUGCAGCAACAGCCAGAAACUCCAAGAGUUCUCGUGGGCAUGUUGUUUUCCGACUCCUUGUGGAGAAUCAUGAAGAAGAUCACACAGUUGUGUCUUCUGAGCUCUUUUGCGUGGACUUGGCAGGGCGGGAGAAUGAGAAGACCACCAAGGUCACGGGCGAGAAUUUCAUCGAGCUGACCUUCAUCAACCGAUCCAGCCGGGCCAGCUUCCGGAAUUCCAAGCUGACGCUGCUGCUCAUCAACGCGCUGACGGGCAACUCAAAGACGAGCCUGCUCGCCACCGUGAGCCCAGCAUUGGUGAACUUGGAUGAGAGCAUGGUCACCCUCAACUUCGCGCAGACGGUGAAGAGCAUCAAGGUUGCUGCAAGGCGCGUCGCCAAGAUAGACAAGGAUGCCCUCAUCAAAAGCUUGAGCGAAGAGUUGCAGAGCUUAAAGGAGCAAAUCAAAAACGGCACGGCUACAGAAGGCCAAGAUUUGCACUCCCAGGCCGAACUCAUCCGAAACAUGAUGGAAAGCUACAAGGCGAGGUGGGAAGAAGCAAAGCAAACUGCCGAUUUGCUGCGGCAAAACCUCGCCAUCUCCAGGUGGAGAUUCGCCAAAGCCUCUGUCAAACACGAGCUUCGUGACGACGAAAAGCCAAACGAAGCAUCUGGCCAGGAAGCCAGUGAUCGAGUCCAGACAACCCACACUGACAAAGCCACGGCAAAUGAUGCAAAAGAUGCGCAGAACACAAAAUCUGCUCAACAAGCAUCUGGCCUCGGUGGCGUGGAAGCAUCUGUUGGUUCCGUUCGUUCUCUGCCGGCCACGCACCCAUCCAAUGC
Molecule: messenger RNA, 1409 nt
Organism: Symbiodinium natans
Lineage: Eukaryota; Dinophyceae; Suessiales; Symbiodiniaceae
Source: the annotation of a GenBank genome assembly